Messenger RNA from Ylistrum balloti, 3283 nucleotides. RefSeq names its product transmembrane protein 209-like. Gene Ontology annotation, cellular component: membrane. Lineage: Eukaryota; Metazoa; Mollusca; Bivalvia; Pectinida; Pectinidae. The transcript has 16 exons. The record is from RefSeq and is a predicted model, not a curated record. Bases 20 to 1822 code for a protein of 600 amino acids.
AUUUUCUCACGCGGGAUGAAUGAAAACAUUGAAUGAAAUGGCAAUAGGCAACAUAACAAAUCCCGUGGUGGAGAAAGCAUGGAGAAAACGUCGGUCCUGGAAAAGGUCAAGACAGUCAUUGUUCUGGUUUGGUGUUAACCUACUCCUGUCCUUGCUUCUGUACUAUGAGCUGAAUUUCAACACGAUUGGGUCCUGUUUUGAGUUGAGUCAUCCAUUGCUGUGGUAUACAGAAUGUGCACUAAUAGUUGUAUUCCUCUUCAAUACCCUGGCUAACCUAAUGGUAUAUGUACGUCCAUAUUUAAUGCCAAGUACUGUAGAAGUGACCACUGGUCAAAAGAAGCUGCUUGGGAUUAGCGAUACAGAACUUGGAUUCCGAUUAUCCCCAAGAAAAUCUCCUAGCUCUGUUUCCUCAGAAGGCAGCCUGAUAUUUGCCAGUACUCCUUCAGGACAGUCCAGUUUCUCCAGUAGUGGCAGUCCACGUUCCGUGGGUCAUAUCACACCUACCAACAUUGGUGCAUACCCAGGUCACAAGACCUUUGGAGUUCCCUCCCCUUCUGCAUCAUUUGCUUCGUAUGGUUCACCAAGUACCUCAUAUGACAGACUGCCAGUCCAGAACCUCAGCAGUCUCAGUGUUGGCCCUAAUGCCAGUUUUGGAUCCAUUAAUGCAUCUCUGUCUCCCGGGAUGUCAUAUUCUCAAAACCUGUCCUACUCCCCCGGGGUGUCCUUUUCCUCUCAGGGGCUAAAUCUCUCCCAGGGUUCAGGUCUCCAUAGCAGUUUAGAAAGUAGUGGUUUACGAUCACGUCACUCUCUCUCCUCAUUUAAACACUCACCAGUGAUGUCGUACGACCAGGGACAGAUUACAGACCAGCAUUCACUUACACAGUUCCUCAAGGAGCAGGAAGAGAAGGACAGCAAGAAAGCACUCAGCUCUCCUGAUGCCACUAACACCGGUAGUACAUCCUUCUGGAGUUAUGGACGAUCGGCCAUGGAUUACACUCAUGUUCUUCGCAAAUACAUGUACCAGCUGGCCACCCGAUCACCACAGUCGAGUACUGCUCGUAAUAAUGAUAAUGACCAGACGUCUUCCUAUGGUGGUGAUGAUGUGUGGAGUAAGCGAGGUGUGACAGAGGAUGACCUUUACUUGUGGACAGAACGAUUAAGGAAGUGGAUGUGUCAAACUGUUGUGGCAAGGCUGGCCCUGGAAAUCACCAAUGCCAAUGCAAAAUUACGGAGAAUCGGCUCAGAGGAUACAGAGAUUGGAGAGGUGAGUGUGUCUACUCUUAAACAGCUGGCUCUGACGAAAGGCCCCAUGCUGCCCACGCUCAACACCAUUGUACCUUACCUUGAUAUAUCGUCUAACCAGGAGUACCUGGUUCGAAGGAUUCUAGACCUAGGUAAGGACGGCUGUAUGAGUGAAUUUAGCUGGCAGGGUGGCGGCUGUUAUGGGAAAGCCUGGGGUGAACACCUACCAACAGAUGCAGCAAUUGUGAUGCACCUGUUGUGUACAUACUUGGACUCAAGGUUACCACCCCAGCCUAAAUACCCUGAUGGGCGGACAUUCACCACCCAGUACUUUGUAAAAACACCUGACAAGCCUAACCUAGAGAAGGAUGACACACUGUGUAUAUACCAAUCCUCUAUCAACCCUCCACAUUUCCAGGUGGUCACUGGUAAAUCCAUACUAAAUCUGCCGAAGGGCAGGAAUAACAUGUUUCAGGCAUUAUUGCUGUUUCUGCAUCAUGUAAAGACGAAAGAACAUGGCAUGUUGGGGAGAGUGAGUCUUGGAACGUCUGGAGUCAACAUCCUGUGGAUAUUUAGCUGACCGGUAGUUCCAAUGGGAAAUUGGCUUCAGUAUUUAGACAUGUUAUGAUACAGCAUGGAUGUCAUGUUGUUAAAUGGAGAUAACUCCAAGGGAUUAUGACGAAAGUAUAAUGGAAGGAUUCAUUUAUCAUAGAUGAACAUGAUCCUUUGAUCCAAAAGUGUUCCUGUGUUGAAUAAAGGAAAAUGGGUUUGGAGGUUAUAACAAGAUAUUCGUUAUUUGAUCUAGUCUGGGUUAUUAUAAGAUGAUUUUACUGAAAAAAGAUAUUGUUACAGUCAGACUUUCAGUAUAUUACUGAUUAUUGAGUUCUGGAUACUAUUAUUGUAUAAUAAAGAUUCAUGACAACAGUUACAAUUGUAGUUAAAAAUAAUUUAAAAAAAGAUUCUUCUAUGCUUGUGUCUCGGGGCAUUAGGUCAUAUGUUUUGAAAUAAUGUUGUUUAAUAUUGAGCAUACCCUCUGGACUAGUGGAAUUAUUGGAGAUAAACUGACCUGGAAGGAUUGUAGGUUUUAUAUCGUGCAUUAUUGUGUCAAAAUUGCAUAAAGUAUGAGCUGUGUCAACUGUUUCAUUUCUGAAUGGUCUUCAAUUCCAAUGAAUUACCUCCAUUUCCAAAUGUAUGUCAAAAAGACAAUGGGAAAUGACAUCAUUGUAAAACUUUGAUGGCACUUUGCAUAAAAAGUCACAUAAAGGUACCAGACAGAUUAAAGGAGAUAAAAAAUCUAGCACUGUUUAUCAUGUGAGAUUUCCUUGCAUGAGAAAAAGAGUCAGAACCUGAUAAAAUCAUGCUGGUGAUACUGUCCUGAAAGCUUUUACACGACUCCUGCAUAUUAAGAUACCUGUAAUCUCUUUGAUCAAAAACUAACAGAAUCCGCAGCAGCUAGUACUAGAACAGACUGGUUUUGAUUAAGGUAUAGCUUAGAUGUAUAAUAUUUGGAGGAAAAUCUUUUUAUAUUAAAGGUGACCUUUAUUUUGUUUGUACAAACAACCUGGUAUGCAAGUAUUUAUUGAUGAGUAGAGACAAUGUUUAAAAGUACUCAAAAAUCUUAAUAUUUGUUCCAAUUAGUACUCAUUGAUCAUACUAGGAAGUGUUUCAAGGAUAUCAAAAUUGUAUAGAUUUCAUAGAUAUUUUGGAGUUUGUAUAGAACAGUCUUCAGUGUUGGGAAAAUAUGUGUUGACGAUUUAGUUCUUAGGUUGAAUGUGUUGACUGAAAGGUUUGAAUGUUGAAUGAGGAUGUGUUGACUGGAUGUAUGUAAAUAGUAUGCUGGAUUGUGAAUGCUGAUGUUUGGAAUGAAAUAUACAUUGUAUGUAUCAGAUAUGGAAGAGAGUGUGUAGUAAUAAGCCCGAUAAGUGGUCAGAAUGUGUUGUUCUGUGUGAAAUACAUAUUGAAAAAUGUUGGUUUCUCAUUUUUUUUUUAAAUUUUUAUUUUCACAGUGAGGAAGAGAUUAUUGAGUGUACAAAGAUUAAAA